UUAGUUAAAUCUAAAGUUCAAUGAAACAAAAUGUCUCUAAUCUGUGAACAAAAUAAUCAACAAAUACUUUAUAAUAUGUGUAUUGUUGUACAUUAAUGUACUAACUUUUUAUUUUUCAUAUUUUUUGUAAAGAAAUCUAUAAGUUCAAAAAGGAGAAAAAUUAAAAUAUGUCCAAUCCAGAAGAUAAAUCUAUGAAAUAUAAUGGCUUGGAUACCGACCCUUUACAAAGAUUACCUUCCUUCAAAGCACCUCGCGAUCUCACACUUGGAGCGAAUAAACCAAACAAAAAAGUAUUUACUCCGAAUUUAAAUGUAACGAGGAAUAAAAAUAAAGGGCCUACUUUAAAUAUAUCAAGAGAUCCCAAGAAAGACGACAAAGGGCGAAGAGAUCGUAAAAAUGAUCGGAAAAAUUUUAGGAACGGUCCUAAUAUAAUAAAGUCAGGAGGGGUGUUCUCAGAAGGUUUGGGCAGUUCUGAGAGGCACUAUAACCGCACAUCAUAUGGCAGGGAGUCGGAGCCUGCUGCUGCAUUACAGAAACCCACCAUAAGGGUGAAGGAUGUCAUUAAAAUUGAUAAAGAAUUAGAAGAGCAGAAGAUAAAGUCAGUGGUGGGGGAUAGUAAUUACGAUGAUGACUCGAGUGUGGACUUCAAACGAGUCAUUGAGAAAGAUGCACCGGUCAAACUACCUAUGGGUGAUGGAGGCUGGUUGCAAAACCAGACGAAGUCAACUGUGAAGGUAAAACAGGAGGUGGCGAUCAAGAGCGAGCCUGGAGACGAUGUAGACUGCGCCAUGGCUAUCGAAGACAAAAAACCAUUUGUAGAUAUAAAGCAGGAGGUAUUCGAAAAUACAGACGUGGUGAAUUUACUGAAGAGUGAUCAGCCAACGCUUAUAUUGCUACAGUUGCCAGAUACCUUGCCAGGGCGGGGAGGUAGCAUGGAAGAUGAUGCGCCGCGACGGAAGCAGACAGAUCAGCCGUCUACUUCCACGGGGGAGAGCAAAGAGGAAAAACCGGUAUAUAAUAAAUAUACCGGUAUAGUUAUUACCGGUAUAUUCAUUUAUAGAAUUACCAACACUAGUGGAUUAGGGCUAACUGUUCUUACAUUUAAAUGCAAUAAUAAUAAAAAUAUCUGGUAUCUAUAUCAAGCCAAGCAAUAAAUAAGAGGUUCGACUCUCGGUUGAGACAAUUAAGCUUAAGUGUUUCCCUAAAAUAGCUCACUGCUGGGCAGGUAUUCUGGUUUUUUUAAUGGGUGAUAAUGAAAUGGUAACCCCGCCCGCGCUAACGGUAUACGCUGGCAGGUAACGGUAUACCAGUGAGGGAUGAUGGGUGACGAUGAAAGCAGGUCAGUUAGCCCAUCGUGAUGAAUUCCACGAGAAUUACCCACCAUGGUUUCCAGGGGGAACCGCGUGGAGGUCGACCUGAUAGGGUGUAGUGCUAGCAAUGGGUCAGUUAGACCCCCCAUUACUAGCAAUCCCUUUCCCCCCUCGGUAUUCUGGUUGGACCACCAGGGUUUUCUUAUUUAUUUUAAGACCAAGAAAUUAGUGUGAUAUUAUCAAGCAAGAUAAAAGAUUAAAAAAAAAAAUAGAAUGUACGUAUGUAGUAGUAUGUACGCUUGUCUUAUUACCUAAUUAUAAAUUCUUUAUUAUUGCAUUCUAGCAGACGGAAUCGGAAAAGGUAAUUAAUAUAGAUACCAUAGACUUUUAUGUUAGGUGUCAUGUCAUAUAGGGAGGUCAAAGAUAUGGCUUGGAAUAGAAUGCAUGAAUUAGUUCCACCGACAAAAGGAAAUACUAAUAAAAAAAAGUCAAUAUAUAUUUAUAGUAUAUUUUUCAAAUAUUUUUAAAUACACAAUCGGGGCUGAACGCGUUGAAAAAGCUUUUACAGUUAUAUAGUCCCUACCAUGCACUUGUACAGUAUAUGUUAUUUUCUAUAGUAAACAAUAUUAGGCUUUAUUACGAACGGACUAAAAGUUAUGUCAAAGAUUUUCUUCUGUCUACUUUCUUGUUGCCUUAAAAACGUGAUAAAAUCAAGCCAACUGUUUGAGGGUACUCAUGUCUCUUGUCUAUGCCCCUAUUUCACUGAGCAUUGUUGUAUUGAAGGGGAUCCUAUCACAGUCUCCAUUAAAUUUUGGUAUAUUACCAAUGGCAUCAAUUCCGAAGCGCUAUUUCUCUAAACCUAUUGCUCAUGUGUAUAGCCGACGGUUACCACUUUCCAUCAGGUGAGCCGUCAGCUUGUUUACUAUUCUAAGUUGCAUGGAAAAAACACCAGAGGGAGACUUUGUACAAAAAUCGAUUGCUUGGGUACCUCUGUCCCAUUCGUGUUUCAACCGUGAAGCAGUUGUGUUUGCAUAGCUGUGUUUCGGUUUGAAGGGUGGGAUAUGGCGUAAAAUUACUAGGUACAGAGGAAUAACACCUGAGUCCUCAGGAAUGGCAACGCAUGGGGGGUAUCAUGGGCGAAACAGUAUACUCUAUUAUGUCCAUGGUACUGCUCAUGU
Molecule: messenger RNA, 2488 nt
Organism: Galleria mellonella (greater wax moth)
Lineage: Eukaryota; Metazoa; Arthropoda; Insecta; Lepidoptera; Pyralidae
Product: DNA-directed RNA polymerase III subunit RPC4
Exons: 7
Coding region: 168-1154 (328 amino acids)
Source: RefSeq, a predicted model, not a curated record